AUCAAUUAAUUGUUUGUAGAGAAAUUUCCUUUGAAUCAUGUACAACAUUAUCAUCAAAAGAAAUUUUACACACAACUAAAUUGGAUGUUGUCCUAACUAAUAAAGGACUUCAAAUAUAUGGAACAUGGAGCACAGAAAAAUUACUAAAGUUAUUAACAAACAGACUUAAACAAUGCAUUCAUGUGCAAUCAAAUACACUGAAAAUGAUUUCUAAUGGAAUAAGUGAUAAAAGAUUAUGGAUCACUGUCUAUAGUGGCUUAUAUAGUAUUAGCGUUUUAAAGGAAUUAAGAAUGAAAGGUAUGCCCAUAUACAGCAUCAUAAAAGCGAUGAAACUGGGCCUCAUCAGUCUUAGCUAUUGUGAACUUCUUUAUUUUAGAGAAUUUCAUAUAGAACCACAUAAUCUGGAGUUCAAAGAAAUGUGGUUCAAUACAUUUAACGACAGGCUGAUUUUAAAUUUAAGACCUACAGGUUUAAGUGAAAUAAAUUGUUGGAAUAUUAUCGUAUAUGGAGUAGUACUUCAAACUCCAAUUAUUCUUCGCCAUUUAAUUUUAAGUGGCAUUGAUGUUCCUGGUAUUUUAAAUUGGCAAUCCCCCUUUAAUUUUGCGUCAUCUAAAAUAAUUAAAUUUUUGAAACACAUUGGAAUAGAAGAAGAUGUCAUACAAUUAGUAGAGCAACAUGGAAUCGAUGAAGAAACUGAAGAAAUGUUAAUUGAUUUAGGACUUGACGAAAUGGAAACAAAAUUUUCAAUUACGGAGGAAUUAAUAUGUGAAUGCAAUUUAACUAUAUUGGAACCAACCUGUAGUUGUCUGGAAAUAACACAAGAGAGUUGCAGGACAAAUAGCUCUAAAAGCAGUUUCAGUUUUCCUAGUCGACCGGAUUGUUACCAACAAUAUGCUUGUCGAUGUCACAUCUUAGCAAAAAAUGAAACAGUACAUGAAUUAACAGCACAGCAAAAUGAUUACUUAAGACAAAAUAUCAUGGUACCAUUAUCAUGGGCGGUGGCUAAAACUUUAGAAUACAAUCCAUCAGAUCCAGUACAUUUCAUAGGAUAUAAAUUAUUGCAAUGGACUUGCAACAACAUUUCUCAAACGGAGAAAGACAAGCAUCAACAAUUAAUUGCAUUAUCUACUAUAAAAAUGGAUCAUAAACUUAUUGAUAAAAAACAUUUAGAAAAAGAGGGAUUAAUUAAAACUCUGAAUCAAAAGGCUAUAAUAAAAAAUAUCCCUUGUAAUAUUUGUAAAAAUCAUCAAGAGUUAUAUCGUAUUGAAAAACAAUGUUGGAAAUGCGUAUGGAGACCAAUUAGAAAAUUAGAAAGUUGUGAAUUUCCUGAUAUAUGCAGUUCAUGUAAAAUCAAUGUAUCAGACGAAGAUGGCAAUGCCUGAUUAUUAUCUUA
Messenger RNA from Bombus huntii, 1393 nucleotides. RefSeq lists its product as uncharacterized. The transcript is spliced from 5 exons. Lineage: Eukaryota; Metazoa; Arthropoda; Insecta; Hymenoptera; Apidae. The coding region runs from base 204 to 1382 and encodes 392 amino acids. The record is from RefSeq and is a predicted model, not a curated record.